Molecule: messenger RNA, 900 nt
Organism: Mollisia scopiformis
Lineage: Eukaryota; Fungi; Ascomycota; Leotiomycetes; Helotiales; Mollisiaceae
Product: aquaporin-like protein
Exons: 3
Coding region: 1-900 (299 amino acids)
Biological process (GO): glycerol transmembrane transport; water transport
Cellular component (GO): plasma membrane
Molecular function (GO): water channel activity; glycerol channel activity
Source: RefSeq, a predicted model, not a curated record
AUGGAAAUUGGUGUGACGGAAGCAGUUCAAAAGCAUGUUUCAAGACACGUUGUCCCACCCAAGCCAAUUUCGCAACGAAAACUCGACUUUGAACACUCCCGUCCAAGAUGGUUGAGAGAGAUGGCAGCCGAAGCGAUUGGAGUCUUCUUUUACGUGUAUCCUGGAAUCGCGUCCCAAGCAAGCUUUUUCCUCAACGGCACUGAACCAGUCUUCGGUUCUCUUUUCCAAAUUGGUUGGGCGUAUGCAAUUGGUAUUGCUUUUGCAAUCAUUACCUGUGGUAGCACUUCUGGUGGUCACUUCAAUCCAGCCAUCACCAUCUGUUUUGCAGUCUGGCAAGGCUUUCCUUGGUCGAAGGUUCCUCGCUAUAUCUUCGCUCAGAUCUUUGGCUCCUUUCUCGCUGGGCUUCUUCUUGUUGGACAAUACUAUCCACAACUUUCGGCACUUGCCGCGGAACUCAGAGCAAAGGGUGUGAGCCCGAAUUCACUGGGAGGACCGGGAAGUGUGCUCUGUAGUUUUCCAGGUCCGACCCAAACCAAUUAUGGCUACCUGUUCUUCAUCGAAUUCUUCGUUGAUAGCUUCAUCGGUAUUGUGAUCUGGUCUGUUCUCGACCCAGCCAAUCCAUUCAUCGUACCUGCGUCUGCACCCUUUGUUAUCGGACUCGCAUACGCCAACAUGGUCUGGGGAUUUGCCAACGUGACAAUCUCAACGAACUUGGCCCGUGAUCUUGGAACCCGAAUUGUGGCAGCAAUAUUUUAUGGUGGUGAUGCAUUCGGCGACUAUUCUGCCAUCUCCAUCCUAGUCAAUGUACCUGCUACGCUUUUCGCUACUCUUGUAUACGAGAUCAUCCUCAGAGAUAGCUUUGCUAUCAUUGCUAAAGGCCACAAUGUGCACGAAGAGUGA